This is a messenger RNA of Brienomyrus brachyistius, 4079 nucleotides long. It is a transcript of the gene rad54b, whose product is annotated as RAD54 homolog B. Gene Ontology annotation, cellular component: nucleus. Gene Ontology annotation, molecular function: DNA translocase activity; ATP-dependent chromatin remodeler activity; ATP binding. NCBI's taxonomy places the organism in Eukaryota, Metazoa, Chordata, Actinopteri, Osteoglossiformes, Mormyridae. The record is from RefSeq and is a predicted model, not a curated record. The coding region runs from base 1439 to 3895 and encodes 818 amino acids. The transcript has 13 exons. Gene Ontology annotation, biological process: double-strand break repair via homologous recombination; reciprocal meiotic recombination.
GCUUUAGGGGGGUGUUGAUGGAUCAGCCCCUGACAUCAGGCAGGUGAAGCGUGUCGGUCUAGUUGUUUGUGUCUAGGCACUGACACAAGUGUGUGAUAAUGACACCAGGUGGUGGUGUGAUUAUGGAUUUGGCCUUUAGUUCCAGGAAAUAUACCUGAAGAGCAUCAGUGUAUGACCAGUUGUUUAUAUGACUUUUUUAAAUUGUAGUAAUUUACGGCUUUUUAAAUUUAAUGCCUGCUAAGCACAUUUCUGUAAUUGUUUAAUAAUAUUAAUACAUGUAUACAGAAUGCAAAACUCUUAAAGAUGGAUAACAUCUCCUGUUCUGCAUUUGUCUGCUUGUGUAAGUCUGUUGUACUACUCUGUAAUGGUACCCUGUUCAUCACUUGUGUAUUUGUUACCUGAUGCCAUUUUGGUUGUGUACUUUUUCUAUCCGUGAAAAGGAAGUCAUUUUAUUCUGCAAGCCCUGAAGAGAUCUGGAGUCUGUUCCAAGUACAGUAAUGUAAGGGCAUUGGUUGCUAGUCAGUCUCCUGUGAUCUAGCCAGCUGCAUUUCUUUAAUUAUUUUGAUAGUUACAGUCCUUGUAUAAAUGGCUUGAAGCAAAAUAUUUGCAGCAUCUUGUGGCUGAUGUCACCUUAUUUUCUCUAGCAUGGUGUUGUUGUCAGACUUGUCUAUGACAAAGUGACUUGAUGGAAAUCAGUUUAAAACUUAUGCAGCAUUAGUGGGUAGAUCCUGCCCCAGUAGGUUGGUAUAAGGGCUCCAUUAGUAUCACUACUGCACUCACGUUUGUACAUUAUGGGCUGUUUAGAGACGUCAUUUAGCCUAACCAGGGUGACAUGGGGAAAGGAUUUUAACCCUCCCACCCCUGAAGGUUUCAGGCAGCAGUGCUACCAGCUGAGUCACCGUGCUCCCUAGUUCAGCAUCAGGUGUAUAAAAUCUGCUGCUGUUACAUUUCGUACCACUCGAAGCAGUCGUUGGGCAGGUUUAUAUUACUGUUCCUGAGCUAGGCAGUAAAUUCCCCAAGGUCAGUUAACGGUAUCAUGGGAAACGUGUUAUUUUGAUCUGUCAUGCGCAAAUACUAAACUAGACGAGGGCAAUCUAGGUUAGAUGACAUCCACUUCUGGUGUAGCAGAGCCAGACUAGGACGUUAUUUCACAAAGCCACGCUGGCUAUCUUACUGGCUGAUUCAGUUGUCAGUCAAGCUCUAAUUCAAAAAUUUCCAGCACUCCCAAUACGUUUUAAUUGCAGCAUGACUGGCUCUUGAAAUACUGGGUCCAGGCGUGACGCUCUCUGUAGCAGUGUUUGUCAUUUAGGUAUUACCUGGGUGCAACAAGUAGCCUUGAAAUGAAUUCAAGGGCUUUUCACUAUAGGAAUGUUGCUCUUUAAAUUACAUUUGGAGAUGGUAAGCACGAAUAAGGGAUUAAGGUGAUGUCGAUAUAUGGAUGGCUUAUCCUGUACAUGUGACGUCAGACCCAACACCCCCAGCUCUCCGGAGCCAUGGGCCGGAUGAGAGUGUCCCCGAUGCCCGGUACUUCAGCGUGAUGUGGUGCAAGGCUUCCAAGAAGAAACACAAACGCUGGGAGGGCGACGCGGUACUGGUGGCCCAUGGCAGAACCGUGCUGCUGAAGGACAUGGAGGGCAAGGACAUCGGCAGAGGAUCUGGCUACAAGUGCUCCGAGCUGGAGACCCUGAUGGAGGGCCAGACGCUCAUGGUGGGCGGUAAGGAGGUGGAGGUGAUGGCUGCCAUCUCCCCAGAGGAGUUCCACAGCGGCCGCUGCUUCCAAGAGACCCGGGCGGAGGUCCCUGAGCAGGCAGCGCCCGCCCUGCCGACCCAGAAGCCCCUCCCCAGGCCCUUCACCAGACCCGGGUCAAAGGGCGUGGCCUUGGGUGCGGAGGGACCCGUUUGUCACCCACGACACGACCCUCUGGCUCCAGGAGCCCUGGUUCUGCCGCGGCCUACAGAGAACCACCAGUGGGCCUUCAACAACGCUGGGCUGCCCGUGGUGGACGUGGUGGUGGACCCCUACCUCACCGCCCGUCUCAGGCCGCACCAGAGGGAGGGUGUGAUCUUCCUGUAUGAGUGCAUCAUGGGGAUGAGGGCGUCUUGUCGGCACGGCGCCAUCCUGGCAGACGAGAUGGGCUUGGGCAAGACGCUGCAGUGCAUCGCGCUGGUGUGGACGCUGCUACGCCAGGGGCCCUACGGGGGGCGCCCCGUAGUCCGCCGUGCCCUGAUCGUCACCCCCGGAAGCCUGGUGAAGAACUGGGCGGCCGAGUUCAAUAAGUGGCUGGGGAAGGAGAGGAUCACGGUGUUCACUGUGGAUCAGGAUCACAAAGUAGAGGAUUUUGCAGCAUCUCCGCGGUCUGCAGUGCUGGUCAUCAGCUACGAGAUGCUGCUGCGCUCGGCGGAGCGGGUGGCGCAGCUGGACUUCGGCGUCCUCAUCUGUGACGAGGGCCACCGGCUGAAGAACAGCGGCAUCAAGACAUCGGCGGCGCUCAGCGGCCUGAGCUGCGUCCGCAGAGUCAUCCUCACGGGCACUCCGGUACAGAACGACCUACAGGAGUUCUACGCGAUCAUCGAGUUUGUGAACCCCGGCAUCCUGGGCUCGUCCUCGGCCUACCGGAAGGUGUACGAGGAGCCUAUCAUCAGGUCCCGCCAGCCUUGUGCUUCUGAGGAGGAGCGGUGCCUGGGUGUGGAGCGAGCCGCCGAACUGGGCCGCCUCACAGGCCUCUUCAUCCUACGCAGGACCCAGGAGAUCAUCAACCAUUACCUGCCUCCCAAACUAGAGUGGACCGUCUUCUGCAAGCCGGCGGCCCUGCAGCUGGAGGUGUACCGCAAGCUGCUGGCGCACCGUAUGGUACGCUCCUGCCUCCAGGGGGCACUGGAAAACAGCCCACACCUUGUCUGCAUCGGGGCAUUGAAGAAACUCUGUAACCACCCGGGCUUGCUCUAUGCCAGCAUCCAGGAGAAAGGUGACGUCUACACUGAGGACUCCAGCCCAGCAGAGACCUCCCUCUACCGGGGCCUGGGUGACCUCUUUCCACAUGCCUAUACCUCAGGGGACUUCAACACCGCAGACUCGGGCAAACUGCUGGUGCUGGUGGACCUGCUGGCGGGCGUGAAGCACCUCAGCCCCUCUGACAGGGUGGUCCUGGUGUCCAACUACACCCAGACGUUGAACCUUCUGCAGGACCUGUGCACCCACCUGGGCUACAGCUGCUGCAGGCUAGACGGACAGACGCCUGUCUCCCAGCGGCAGAAGCUGGUCGACCGUUUCAACGGCCAGUUCUCCACAGACUUCAUCUUCCUGCUCAGCUCUAAGGCCGGGGGUGUGGGCCUCAACCUGGUGGGGGCCUCUCACCUCAUCCUGUAUGACAUUGACUGGAAUCCAGCCAAUGAUAUUCAGGCGAUGGCGCGGGUUUGGCGGGAUGGGCAGAGGAAGACCGUCCACAUUUAUCGCCUCCUUACCACAGGGACUAUCGAGGAGAAGAUUUACCAGAGGCAGGUGAGUAAGCAGGGCCUGUCAGGCACCGUGGUGGAUGCCUCCAAGCGGGCGGAGCACAGCAGCUUCUCCGUGGAGGAGCUACGUGACCUGUUCACGCUUCACGAAGACUCGCACUGCGUGACACACAACCUGCUGGGAUGCGGCUGCUCCGGGGACGGCAGGGUGCCGGGCAGGCCAGUUGAGGAGGAGCUCACUGAGUGGAGGCCAUGCCAGCUGGGCCAGUGCAGUGGCAGGUCCGGAGCCGCCAAGCACCUCAGCAUGUCGGAGCUGAUGCAGUGGGCACACCACUCGGGGGAGAGCCCCUCUUUCUCAGAUGCCUUCCUGGAUCGGGCGCGGGAACAUGUGACGUUUGCUUUCCGCAGCACCGCCUCGAACCCACAGCCCCAGCCCGACUGAGUGCCUCUGAUCGAACUGACUGAGCUGCACUGGCAAAAAGAAGGAAAUGUGUAACUGAUAUUUUUUAGUAAUUUUUAAUACUGUAUCUAUCAUAGGUUUAAUUUAUACACAGUAAUACUUAAUUGUUGGAUGUGGUUUAAUAUCUGUAUAUAUGCAGUUCCUUUAAAUAAACUUGCUCCAAGUA